This is a messenger RNA of Momordica charantia (bitter melon), 2584 nucleotides long. Its product is annotated as transducin family protein / WD-40 repeat family protein. Gene Ontology annotation, biological process: actin filament depolymerization. Gene Ontology annotation, cellular component: cortical actin cytoskeleton. Gene Ontology annotation, molecular function: actin filament binding. The record is from RefSeq and is a predicted model, not a curated record. Lineage: Eukaryota; Viridiplantae; Streptophyta; Magnoliopsida; Cucurbitales; Cucurbitaceae.
CGACGAUGUCGCCUUCGCCGGCAAUUCUGUAAUCACCGUUAUCGUCCUCUUGGUGCGCUGCACGGUCACUGUUACAAAUGCAAUCAGCUCCGAUUUGACUCUCCUUUUCGCCAUUUUCCAUCACCUUCUCUUCUUCUUCUUCUUCUUCUUCUUCUUCUUCUUCUGAAUCAUGGCUACGCCGGAGCUCUCUGAGACCUAUGCCUGCAUGCCAUCCACCGAGCGAGGCCGAGGAAUUUUAAUCUCCGGCCACCCUAAAACCAACUCCGUUCUCUACACCAAUGGUCGAUCCGUCAUGAUCCUCAAUCUCGACAACCCUCUCGAGGUAUCUGUCUACGCCGAGCAUGGGUAUCCGGCUACGGUCGCCAGGUACUCGCCCAAUGGCGAGUGGAUCGCGUCUGCUGAUGUGUCCGGGACUGUGAGGAUUUGGGGCACUCAUAGUGGUUUCGUGCUCAAGAAGGAGUUUAAGGUUUUGUCCGGCCGGAUCGAUGAUUUGCAAUGGUCUCCCGAUGGAAUGAGAAUUGUGGCUUCUGGUGAAGGGAAGGGGAAAUCGUUCGUGCGUGCUUUUAUGUGGGAUUCGGGCACGAAUGUCGGUGAGUUUGAUGGUCACUCAAGGCGGGUUUUAAGCUGCGCAUUUAAGCCAACAAGACCCUUUCGCAUUGCCACAUGCGGAGAGGAUUUCCUAGUGAAUUUUUAUGAAGGACCACCAUUUAAAUUUAAGCUAUCUCUCAGGGACCAUUCAAAUUUUGUCAACUGCGUAAGGUUCUCUCCAGAUGGCAGCAAGUUUAUUACUGUGAGCUCUGACAAGAAGGGUUUAAUAUAUGAUGCUAAGACUGGGGAUAAGAUUGGUGAACUCUCUUCUGACGAUGGGCAUAAAGGCAGUAUUUAUGCUGUCAGCUGGAGUUCUGAUGGAAAACGGGUGCUGACUGUGUCUGCUGACAAAACAGCAAAAGUUUGGGAGAUAUCUGAUGAUGGUAACGGGAAGUUAGAGAAAACCUUGACUUGUCCUGGCUCAGGUGGAGUUGAUGAUAUGCAAGUCGGGUGUUUAUGGCAGAAUGAACAUCUUGUCACAAUUUCUCUUGGUGGAACUAUUAGUUUGUUUUCAGCCAGUGAUCUUGAUAAAUCCCCUGUCAUAUUAUCUGGACAUUUGAAGAAUGUUACUUCGUUAGUCGUUCUUAAAACUGACCCUAAAGUUAUAUUAUCUACUAGCUACGAUGGGUUGAUUAUUAAAUGGACCCAAGGUAUUGGAUACAGUGGCAAGUUGCAAAGAAGGGAAAAUUCUCAAAUCAAAUGUUUUGCUGCUCAUGAAGAUGAACUUGUUACGUCUGGUUUUGACAAUAAGGUAUGGAGAGUUUCUAUCAAGGAUGGUCAGUGUGGGGAGGCAGAGGCUGUUGAUGUUGGAAGUCAACCAAAGGACUUGACCCUUGCUGCUCUUUCUCCUGAACUUGCCUUGGUUGCAACUGAUUCUGGAGUUGUCCUGCUGCGUGGCUCAACAGUAGUGUCAACCAUAAACCUUGGAUUUACGGUGACAGCGUCUGUACUUGCACCAGAUGGAAGUGAGGYUAUUAUAGGUGGGCAAGAUGGUAAGUUACAUAUUUAUUCCAUCGCAGGCGACUCCCUUACUGAAGAAGCAACCCUUGAGAAACACAGAGGAGCUGUUAGUGUGAUACGAUACUCCCCUGAUCUUUCAAUGUUUGCAUCGGGAGAUCUCAACCGAGAAGCUGUUGUCUGGGAUCGUGCAUCUCGAGAGGUGAAACUUAAGAAUAUGUUGUACCAUACUGCUCGUAUAAAUUGCCUCGCUUGGUCUCCUGAUAACACCAAGGUUGCGACUGGUUCAUUAGAUACAUGUGUCAUCAUUUACGAAAUUGACAAGCCAGCAUCCAGUCGUCUAACAGCAAAGGGAGCUCAUUUGGGUGGGGUGUACGGACUGGCAUUCACGGAUGACCAUAGCGUGGUGAGCUCCGGUGAAGAUGCUUGUGUUCGUGUCUGGAAGUUGGUUCCUCAGUGAUGUCUACUGGAUAAAAGGGAGGAUAUUAAUGUCAGAAAUAAGACUUUCAGGUGAAUAUUUUGAAUCGUUGGGUUUUGUUUUUUGUGAGCUUAAAUUUCAUUUAGUGAACUAGAAUGUUGGAUUUUAAGAGCCUGCUUCUCUUUUUUGGUCAUCGAGGCACCUUGUUUUUGAUAGAAUGGUGAUGCUUUGAGCUUCGUUGCAGCUUGGAAUUGGUCUUGCUUUCUCGUUGUUGGUGUUCAAAGUUGAUUUUUUGUACAGUUCAAUGAUGAUUAUGAGGUUUGAUAGAUAAAUUAUUGCGAAAGGUCUCACUGUCUUCCUGCAGAAUUGGGUGAGCCACAGUAGCUGAUGAUUGAUGCAUCUUUUCGGUUUUGAGUUUAAAAGUUCAGAUUUUUCAUGGACCAACUUAUGUAUAAUUUUUUAUUCCAUUAUCUUCUUAUCACUGUUCAUGAAAUCAAUCUUUGUUGCGUAAGUGCGUGGUUGUUUAUUUUAAAUGCCAAGUGUCGAAGUGUAUAAAUCCAAAUGAAAGCUGUAUCAACUUAAAUAUUAUAUUUGGUAAUAAUUAUAACGAACAUUCUUGUA